AUGUGUUAGCAAAGCGUGCAAUAAAAAAUGGCGACCUCGGCUGGAGGAAUUCCGUCGCCUGCAGGGAACGGUUCUUCGCCCCAGGCUCACCCAGCAGUUCUCUCCGGACAACCCAUGGUCCAUGCAGGCGAUCAAAAACCACAUUUCGUGUCGCCAACCGGCAAUGUCAGGCCCCCUCAUCCCGGAGGUGUGCCAGGAGCUACGGUCCCCCUCCUGACCCGGCCUCUGCUGGGCUCCCCUCCCACCACGGGUCCCUCCCCUCUCUUUCCUCCCCAGGCUCCCGCAGCAGGGUCUCUUCCGCGGCCUCAAGCAGGAGUACCUCAUUUCUCCCAGUCUGGACCGCCUGCCACUAACGCUGGAGCCGUGUUCUCGAGACCACCUCCCCCGAAUGGUCCACUUGCUGCUCGACCUCCGCUGGCGCCGGGUCCGCCAGUCCUCCAUCUUCACUCUUCUCAACCCCCACCCCACACUGCACCUCUGCAAAUCCUACCGCCAGGAGCUGUCCAGCGCCCUCCCCUGAACUUCUCUCGUCCCCCCGGUCUCCCUCCGCCGCAGGCUCGCCCCCCAAUCAGCACUCCGUUCCCCCAGCCCCCCACAGGGAACCCACCAAUCUCGGUGGCUCCUCAAGUCUCGGGGAGCGGCCCCCUGUCAAAUAUAAUCAGACACCUGACCCCCUCGGGUCAUGGAACUCCUCCAGUGGGACCGCCUCCCCCGCAGUUUCGUCCUCCUUAUCCUCCUCUUGCUGCGGGUCCCCCACUUCUGGGGGGCCAGAACAUGCUGCCCCCCAGAGGCCCCCCUCCCCCGAUAUCUGUACCACCUCAGCAGCCACCUCGCGUGGUCCGAUUACCACCAGAACAAUCUGUGGGUGGCCUGUCGAUACCUCCUCCGGUACAAUUUACACCUGCGACCAGCGAGACAUCCUCCAGCCCCCAACAGGCCCCUAGCCCCACAACUCCACAUGUUGUUCAGCAGCCUUCUUCCUUGUCCACCCCUUCUCCUGGCCCUCCUCCUCCUCAGCAGCAGCAGCCUUCUCCUCGGAAUGCUAUCUCCCCGUCUCCCUCUCCCAAAGAAACUGCUCCUCCCUUGCUUCCUUCUCCACAGCAACAGGGAGAGCUGAUGAUGAAGGGAGAUGUAGAAGAUCGGGGGGGAGAGCUGUGGUUCGAGCACAAGUUGCCCGACGGAAGGGUCUACUUCUCGCACCCGGUCACCAGGAAGACAACGUGGGACCGUCCGCAGAAUGCACAGAUCAAACCUCAUCCCGCACAACAAGGUCCACCCCCGGCUCGCUCCUUCCCACCUGGACCUACUUCGCCGGGAGGGAUGCCAAAUGCUUCCCAUUUGGUGCCCACCCGGGUGUGGUCAGAGUUUCAGACGCCCGAGGGGAAGCCGUACUUCUACAACAAAAUCACUCGGGCCUCCGGCUGGGAGAAGCCGACGGACUUUGACCUCGUGAUGCCCCUCCCACCAGAUCUCGGAGCACAGCCAGGAGGCGGUGCCCAUCAGCAGAUGCCACACCCCCGCCUCCCUUUGCACUCCCCGAGACCCCGCCUCCCUUUGAUGUCGACUCCGCCUAUGUUCCAGCCCGGACGACCUCCGUUUAACCCCCGGUUUCCUCCGGGACCUCAUCCAGCAAUGAACCAGGGACUAUCUCUUCACGUCAUGGAGCCUCGAUUCCCUCCUCCUCCUCCAAGUCACCUACUGAACACCCCACCGCCAUCUGCAGGAGGUCCUGGUCCGCGGGGAGCGGACGGAGGAAGACGAGAGAGCAGCGGAGAUGCUGCGAGGGACCCAGAAGCCAUGGAGGUCGACAAAGAUCCUCUGUUGGUGAGGCAACCGAGUCUGGUGGUGGUGGUGCUACGUCUUCAGUGGAGUCAGGUGCAGCCGCAGCUGCUGGCGAGGGAGAGACUGAGAAUGAGACAAGGGAGGCUGAGCGUCUGAAUAUACUGAGACUGCACAGCUGGAGCCAGAGAAGGAGGAGCCGAAAGGCCCUAGACCUACUGCCAGCGUACCCUGUUCCAGGUACGCCGUGGAUGGUGGUGUGGACCAGUGACAGGAGACAGUUCUUCUUCGACGUGACCAGCCGAGUCUCUCUGUGGAUUAUGCCCGAGGAGCUCAAGGACAACCCACUGGUGGAGAAGAUCAUCGACGAUGGUCCCGACGGAGAAGCCUAAUCACUGCUUUAUACAGUAACAGCUACAUAAGUUUGCAAUCUCAGUCGUUUUGUUCACUGUCUAUCAAAUGUUCUCAGCUCCAUCUGCGAAGCGUGUGAAAGUCGAAGGCGAGGGAGGGGAGGAGGAGGAGGACGAGAUGGAAGGAGGAGAGCUGGACAUCUCUGUCGGCGGAGAGGCAGUGGAGACCAUGACGAUGGUGCAGGCAGAAGCCGUGGACGCGGAGAAGAAAGCGGCCAUGAUUCGAUCGGGGAAGACGCUUGAGGAGAGACAGGAGGAGUUCAAGGAGAUGCUUCUAGAGAGAGGAGUGUCUGCCUUCUCGACGUGGGACAAGGAGCUGCCGAAAUUUGUGUUUGAUCCUCGCUACAUGCUCCUCAACUCCAGGGAGAGGAAGAGCUGCUUCGAGGAGUUCAUACGGUCGCGGGCCGAGGAGGAGAGGAAGGAGAAACGCAGCAAGCUGAAGGCCCAGAGGGACGAGUUCAGGAAACUCCUGGAGGACUCCAAACUCCACCCCAAGUCCAGUUUCAGUGAGUUUGCCCAGCGACAUGCGAGAGACGAGCGGUUCAAGGCGGUGGAGAAGAUGCGAGAGAGGGAGCAGCUGUUCUCCGACUACCUCCAGGAGCUCAAGAAGACGGCGGCGGCGGCUUCCUCCUCGACCGGUCGGGGACGACAGAGGGGAGGAGACAGAACUGCUCAUCGACCACACUUCAUCACCACACCUCAAACCAACUGACAAGGUGAAGGCGGAGUUCAUGGAGAUGUUGUCUGAGGACGGCUCUCUCACGGAGUCCUCUCAGUGGAGGAAGGUAAAGGGAGGGUUGGAGAGAGACCCUCGCUACCGGGCAGUGUCGGGCGGCAGCAGUCAGCGAGAGGAGUGGUUCCUGGAGUACGUCAAGUCUUCGGCCACUGGCAGUACGGGCAAGGUUGGUUGGCUUUGCGGGAACAGCAGACCACCAGAGCAGGGAGAGGGAGGAGCGUAUCCAGGCCAGUCUGAAGGAGAGGGAGAGGGAGGUUCAGAUGAGUCGCUCGGCGCAGGAGAAGGAGUGGGGUAGGGAGAGGGACCAGCUGCGAAGGUCGGAAGCUUUGCAGCAGUUCAAGGCCAUGCUGGCCGACACGAUUCGCAGUACUGGUGUGCCGUGGAACGAUGCCCGGCGACAGCUGCGACAGGACUCCCGCUGGGCCUCCAUGGGUCUCCUGGAGGCCGACGAGAAGGAGAAACUGUACCAGGAGCACUGCGACAGUCUGGUGGAGAAGAAGAGAUUGCAGUUCAGGAGACUGCUGGAGGAGACCUCGCAGAUUUCUCUGGUGAUGCCGUGGAAGAAGGCCCGGAAGCUGAUCCGCGAGGACCCUCGCUACAAGAACUUCUCGGAGUCUGACCACGUAAG
Molecule: messenger RNA, 3553 nt
Organism: Geodia barretti
Lineage: Eukaryota; Metazoa; Porifera; Demospongiae; Tetractinellida; Geodiidae
Source: the annotation of a GenBank genome assembly